GAAUAAUAAGGUCACGUCAGAGCUACUCAUUCAGCUCACUCAGGAGGACCCUUUGUGAGGAAAUGCAAAUCUUCAAGUUUUAAAAGCAAAUGGAAAGUUGAACUGUGCUAAAGCUUUGCUCAAACUUUUACUCCCACAAGUCAGUUUAACAGUUCAAGUGUGAUGAUGAAGCUUUACGGAGUUCUGAUCCUGUUUGUGGCUCUAUCUGUGGCUGAUGGAUUGAGAUGCUACACAUGCACAGCAGCUGAAUCUAGAUCCUGCACAGACACCAAAUCGUGUCUUGUCCUUUUUAAUCGAUGUUUCUCUCUCAAAGUAGAUGGGUAUGAUGUGGUAACAAAGGGCUGCCAAACCAGCGUAGCAUGUGUGGGCUCUAUGACUUGUUGUGAAGGAGAUCUGUGCAACGGUGCUUUUCCAACUGGACCAAGUAUCAUCCUGCUGCUGAUGUCUUCAGCCAUCUUCACACUCUUUCUCUGAGACUGUAGGAAAAUGUUUGUUUCAUUCUCUGUCUCUUUAUUUUUCUAUUUGUACAACUGAAGAAAUAAUUAAAGUCAACAUUAACAAUG
Messenger RNA from Melanotaenia boesemani (Boeseman's rainbowfish), 563 nucleotides. RefSeq names its product prostate stem cell antigen-like. Bases 163 to 474 code for a protein of 103 amino acids. The record is from RefSeq and is a predicted model, not a curated record. The transcript has 3 exons. Lineage: Eukaryota; Metazoa; Chordata; Actinopteri; Atheriniformes; Melanotaeniidae.